Molecule: messenger RNA, 3847 nt
Organism: Polyodon spathula (Mississippi paddlefish)
Lineage: Eukaryota; Metazoa; Chordata; Actinopteri; Acipenseriformes; Polyodontidae
Gene: fbxl18
Product: F-box and leucine-rich repeat protein 18
Exons: 5
Coding region: 165-2321 (718 amino acids)
Biological process (GO): SCF-dependent proteasomal ubiquitin-dependent protein catabolic process
Cellular component (GO): SCF ubiquitin ligase complex
Molecular function (GO): protein binding
Source: RefSeq, a predicted model, not a curated record
GUCGUUCCGGUAGCUUUAACUAUCAAGCGCAGUUCAAUUAAAAGAAGCAAAAUCUUGCUCUUAUAUACAUAUAUAAAACACAUAUUUUACAUAUAGAGUUACAGUAAAGUUGUAAUACAUUUUGCCUGUCUUGUAAUAACAGGACUUCGUAUUUAUAUUGGGAAAUGGACAACCAAGAAGCAGAGGAAAUACCAAGUGAGGAUCCAGUGGACAGUGACAAUAUCAAUAUGACGGAGUUCUCUGAUGAGAUCUUGCUGAACAUUUUGAAGUUCGUCCCCACCCAUGACGUGGUUCUCAGCGUCAGGAGGGUGUGUAAGAAGUUUGCCAAUUUGUGCCUGGACAAGAGCCUCGUCUCCACCGUGCGGCUAACCAGGGACUACCAGGCAAGUGAUGACAAAGUUAAACAAAUGAUCAGAGAGAUUGCCAGUCAAAUCCAGGUGCUCAACAUGAGCAGCUGCUACUGGCUGUCUGGGCCAACAGUUGACCAGAUGUCCAAGUGCAAGAGCCUGGUGAAGCUGGACCUGUCUGGAUGCCGCUUGACCUCCUUGCGCCUCUCCAAGAUCCUCUCCUGUCUCCGGGCCCUGCGUUCCCUCGCCGUCGACAUCAGCCACGGCUUCGACUCCAGCCAGCUGAGCAGCGAGAGCAAGGCCACGCUGAGCCAUGUGACAGAGCUCAAGCAGACGCUCCACACACCCUCCUAUGGUGUGGUGCCAUGUUGCACUAGCCUGGAAAGACUCCUCUUGUAUUUUGAAAUUCACGACUUCACCAGGGAGGGGACUAUGGUUUCCUGCCAGCUGAUGGUGGGCCAGAGCAGUGUCCCACACUACCAGAGCCUCCGUAUUUUCUACUCCAGGCUGGCCCCGGGCUACGUCAAUCAGGUAGUCAUGAGGCUGUACCUGACAGUGUUCAGCAUGCGCAUCCCACAGAACCUGCGGGCUUUUGUCAUCUCCAUCCCUGGGAAUUUCCCCGAAAGCGGGGCUGCAGCCAAGAACCUCUUGGAGGGCAUGUCCCAAAACGUUGCCCUCGAAGCCCUUCAGCUGCCUAAGACCUGGGUGGACGGAUCCUGCCUCCCACACAUCCUGAAACUCAGCACGCCCUCUUAUUUAAAUUUUAGCCGCUGCCUGGUUUUCGGGAAUCAGCUGAUCCACAGAAUGGUGCAUGACGGCAAGGACCUCAAAUCCCUGGUGAGCUUGAACCUCAGCGGCUGUGUCCACUGCCUGUUGAGAGACUGCAGCCGCAAGGCCGAAGAUGACAUUGACUGCGACACUGUGGAGACCCUCGUGAAUGCUUGCCCUAACAUAAGGCACCUGAACCUCUCUGCGGCGCACCACCAUAGCCCUUCCCAUUCUGGGAGUCACCUGUGCACAAUCUUAUCCAAACUGAAGCACCUGCGUUCUUUGGCGUUGCCAGUCUGCACUGUUUCAGAGGACGGCAAAAGCUCUGAUCAGUCGCCGAGCAACAGCCUGCAACCUGUAGCUAAAACUGCUGUUACUCUGGGGCUCAUAAAGAGCGCCCGGAUAGGCGUCCAGACUUACAGUCCUAGAAACAGCUCGGACCAGUUGGGCAGGGACCUGCCCAACUCCAGCUUCAAGGUGCUGCUCGACAGCGCCUCUCUCUUGGAGGAGUUGGAGCUGAUCGGGUCGAGCUUCUCCUCUUCCAUGCCGCGUAACGAGCCCGCCAUCCGCAAGGAGCUGCCGCCCUGCAUGAGGGCCAGGCAGGUUGGGGACGAGGACAUGGCAUGCGUGGGGUGCCUGGGGCUCCUGCAGAGGCUGACCCUGGCACAGCUCCCGGGGAUUGUCAAUGGGGCCGGACUGGUACAUGUUGGCUUGAAGUGCCAGGAGCUGCAGGUUCUGUCUCUUGCUAACUUGGGCAUGCUUAAAAAAGUAACUUACAUGCCCUCCCUCAUUGAAACACUCAAGCACUGUAAGCAGCUGAAAGACCUCAGACUUGAGCAGCCUUACAUCAGCGCUAACUCGCAGUUUUUCCAGGCCCUGAGCCACUGCCUCUCCCUUCAGCGCCUCUGCAUCAUCUCCCGCCACGGGACCUUCCAGCCGGACGCGGUGAUGUCAUUCAUGGCCAGCUGCCGCGAUGUCAUUAUGUGUCACAUGUUUAUGGGAGAGACCUUGGUGGCUUGCAAAAACCUGCAGCAGGCACUUCUUCAGAGUUUUCAGGAGGAACGUCCCGCGUUGAACGUGAUCAUCUACCCCUUGCUGCAUGAAGGGCUGGCCAACGUAAUCCGCGAUGCCCCUCUGGUUCACCUGGAGGAGAUCACGCUGUUCAAGAGCCGCGUGGCAGAGGACCCGCCCCGUCUGUGGUGGUAGAGGCAGCUGCACGCUCUGGAAACAAGCGGACAGCGACAAGCAGAGGCUCUUCUGGGGCAGAACUGGCACUGCAACCGACUUCAAUUAUAGCAUCCAGGUAGCCCUUCUGUUCAAAGAUAACAUAUGAGACCUCCGUUCCAGCAAAAGCCAACCCAGCACCAGAUUCACUCUUGAACAAUAAAAUAUCAGAACUUUUUUUUUUUUUUGGUGUUUGUUUGACAGUUUGUUUUUUUAAGAUCUCUUUUCCUCAAGGCCCUCAUUGCAUUUGUGAGGGGGACUCCUGCUGCCUGUAAAUUUUCAGAUUGUUUACUUUUGGGUCUGAAUCGCACUUGAAAUUGCCACACUUUCAGGUGUGUUUGCAACUGAUGUAUAUCUUGCUGUCUCAACAGAGCUCUUAUGCUGAUACAAAAUGUGCACUGCCUGUCGGGGCCACAAAGUAGGGGACUAUUACUGUUUGAUUACUUUUCAACCAGCACUGCUGUCACAGCUGUCGUCUGACUCCCGCAGUGAAUAUGAAUGUGAAUACAAAGGCAAAGUGUAUGCAGUAUGUAUCACCUUUGUUAAUGGCUCCACCAGUAAGGCUUGGAAGCCAUUGGUGGUGUGAAUGUUACUGAUUGCUAAUUUUGUAUUGAUCAAUAGUAAUUCUGUUUGCAGUGCAAUCUGGUGCUUCUUGAGAAGAAGUAAUACACCACCUGACAAUGAAACCAAAUCGCUCUAUUUUUUCCCAUAAUGCAGCUCCCCUCAGCCUGCCUGCAAUACACAUUUACAAUCAUCAGGGAAGAGCUAGGCGGUGUAAAGGUUAGACUCCUUUUUAAGAAUUCAGUUGCAAAUAUUGCUGCACUCAGCGUGACGUAAACAACUGAAAAGUGAGAUUGAGGAAAGUCACACUACCUUAUUGUGGCUCAGUUCUCCACUGCUGUCAGUCUGGGCCCUUUUAGAAAGCUACAGAUAACCAUGUGCAGGGUCUCAGCUGUGUUAUCCUGGGUUAAUCACUCAAUUUUAAAAAGACUCCUUUUAUUUAAAAUCAGUCUGGCUUUGUAGAACACAUAUCUGCAGUAAACACACAAUGGAAUAGACUAGCUGCCUCUUUGCUUGCGCAUUAAGGCACCACCACACCCCUCUUAAAUAUUAUAUUUAACCACUGCAAAAAACAAAAGCUAAUCGGUUUCCACAGCCAAUCAAAAAAAGGGGGCCUUGUGAUGUACCAGGGCCAUUGUUCUGAAGUGUUUUUUUUGUAUUUUUUACAUAUGAAAAACUCCUUCUAGUAGUUCACAUAGUGUUAUAGUUUCGUUUCAUGUACAGCGUGUAGUGAACCAUGCUUGUCCACAUGCCUGUUUUUCAGUACCUGUUCGGGAACUUUAAUGAAUUGUAUCUGUGCUUUUUGUUAGGUCUUCUUCCAGCUCUGCUACUCUGGGUGUGCUUGCUUCCAUAAAGAACACACUACAGGAGGUCACUAAAAAUCUGACUUGUUACAUCUGUGAUCCAGACUGAGAACUAGUGAUUUUAAUAAAAUGGAGAAAAAAAGA